AUGGCACAAAUUGAUAAAAGGGAUGGAGAAGAGCAUGCAGUUUAUUACUUAAGUAGGAAAUUACUCGAGUAUGAAACUCGCUAUACUUCGGUGGAGAAAACGUGCACUUCCUUGGUUUGGGUGACUAAAAGGCUGAGGCAUUACAUGGUAUCACAUCCAGUUAAGCUGGUUUUGAGGAUGGAUUCAAUCAAAUAUCUCUUCGAGAAGCCAACAUUGACCAGAAGGAUGGCUAGGUGGUUGUUAUUGCUGUCAGAAUUUGACAUAACUUAUGUCAAUAAAAAAUUGGUAAAAGGGCGUGCUAUCUCGGACCAUUUGGCUGCGUUUCCCGCAAAGGCCGAUUCACAACCCACAGAGGAUUCCUUCCCCGAUGAAGAUUGGCAUUUUAUGGAAAGCAGUCAAAAGGGAGAGUGGCAAUUAUAUUUUGACAGCACCACGAACCAAAAAGGGUUUGGAGCAGGACUAUUACUCAUAACUCCGGAGGAUUUUUACUUACCCAUGGCAUUUUGUUUGGAGUUCAGUUGCACAAACAACAUAUCGAAAUAUGAAGCUUAUGUCAUCGGGUUGGAAAUGGCCCUGUCUGUGGGAGUGGAAAGGAUCAAAGUCUUCAGAAAUUCUUCUGUCGUGAUCUGCCAAACUCAAGGGAAGUGGAGGACCAAGGAUAAAAAGUUGAAGCCCUACCAAGCUUAUCUGGAGCAAUUGACCCAAUGCUUCAAAGAAGUCUCUUUUGAAUAUCUGCCCAGAGAUAACAAUCAGUUUGUCGAUGCCUUGCCCACUUUGGCAUCCAUGGUGGAAUGCGAUCCUAGGGAUAGGAUCCAACCUUUUCUAAUAGAAAGAAGGACUAGCCCGGCUUAUGGAGAGCCGGUCAAUAUGCUCACUGAAGAUGGAAGACCUUGGUACGCCCCGAUAAUUGAUUACAUCAAGGAAAGGAGAUCUUAUGAUGGCAUCCAGCUAUUAUGCGUAGAUGAGGAGCAAGCUCAAACCAUUAUGAAGGAAAUUCACCUAGGAAUAUGUGGACCUCAUAUGAACGCAAGGAUGCUUGCCAAGAAGAUCCUCAAAAUGGGGUAUUAUUGGGCAAUAAUGGAAGCUGAAUGUGCCGCCUUUGUAAGACGGUGCCAUCAAUGCCAGAUAUUUACCAAUAUUAUCCAUAUUCCUCCAACAAAGUUGCAUUCGUUGAAUGCCCCUUGGCCAUUCUCUACUUGGGGAAUUGAUGUGAUCGGUAAGAUAACCCCCAAAGCCUCUAACGGGCAUGAAUUUGUUCUAGUCGCCAUUGACCAUUUCACGAAGUGGGUAGAGGCUCAAUCGUACGCAGUUCUAACUACUACCAAAGUGGCAAAGUUCAUAAAAGAAAACAUCAUUUGCAGAUAUGGUGUGCCCUAG
This is a messenger RNA of Telopea speciosissima, 1377 nucleotides long. RefSeq lists its product as uncharacterized. The coding region runs from base 1 to 1377 and encodes 458 amino acids. Lineage: Eukaryota; Viridiplantae; Streptophyta; Magnoliopsida; Proteales; Proteaceae. The record is from RefSeq and is a predicted model, not a curated record. Gene Ontology annotation, molecular function: nucleic acid binding; RNA-DNA hybrid ribonuclease activity. Gene Ontology annotation, biological process: DNA integration. The transcript is spliced from 2 exons.